Messenger RNA from Lymnaea stagnalis (great pond snail), 5112 nucleotides. NCBI's taxonomy places the organism in Eukaryota, Metazoa, Mollusca, Gastropoda, Lymnaeidae. The record is from the annotation of a GenBank genome assembly.
CCCCAACACCAGCGUGUUUCUUAUGUUGAUAAAAAUGUAGUUUAUUUAGUCCAGAGUAAUAGUUUCGGGGGAUUUUUUAAGGAGACAAGACUACCACAAAAAGCAAAAACAAACAAAAAAAGGUUAUAUCCAAGUGAGUAUUGGUAUAUUUAAAAAAAAAAUAAACUAAUGAGUUUUUUUUUGUUUUUUUUAAAAAUUGAUUAAAAAAAACAACAACCUAUUUUAAAGAAUAUAAAGCAUCAUAAAUGUUUUUUUCAAAAAAUAAUUUUAAAAAAAAUGAAAAAAAAAAUUAAAAGCCGUUAUUUUUUCCCCUUCAAUUUUAGUCAGUAAACAAUAUGUACACAAAAAUAAAUAAAUGUGUUUUUAUUUUCAUUUGUGCGGUUCAAUUAUUUUAAACUAUAUUUCAAGUAACGAAGGAAGCAUUGAAAUGAAUGUUAUAGAAAAAUAAUAAUUUUGAAAUGAUAAGUUCCGAAGCCUAUUUUGCCAACUAGGCAUUGCGAUCCCAUGACGCAGAGACAAAAAAACCUCUUUUCCUUAUAUCCCCACUGAAUGGCUGUUUGAGAUAAUUUAUUAUAAAUGUCUUGUCUUCAAAUUGUUUUAUUUAUGUGCUGAAAAUGUAUAAUGCAAUCAAAAAACAUUUCCAUUUAUUUGGAUUUGUAAAAAAAAAUUGUAUCUUAUAUUAAGACUAAGAUUCCGAAUUAGUGCCAGUGUUGGAGUGCCAGUGUUAGAGUGCCAGUGAUGGAGUGCCAGUGUUGGAGUGCCAGUGCUAGAGUGCCAGUGUUGGAGUGCCAGUGUUCGAGUGCCAGUGUUAGAGUGCCAGUGUUAGAGUGCCAGUGUUAGAGUGCCAGUGUUAGAGUGCCAGUUAGAGUGCCAGUGUUAGAGUGCCAGUGAUGAGUGCCAGUGUUGGAGUGCCAGUGUUAGAUUGCGCAUGUUAGAGUGCCCGUGAUGGAGUGCCAGUGUUGGAGUGCUAGUGGUAGAGUGUUAGUGUUGGAGUGUCAGUGUUAGAGUGUCAGUGUUAGAGUGCCAGUGUUAGAGUGCCAGUGUUAGAGUGCCAGUGUUAGAGUGCCAGUUAGAGUGCCAGUGUUAGAGUGCCAGUGAUGAGUGCCAGUGUUGGAGUGCCAGUGUUAGAUUGCGCCAGUGUUAGAGUGCCAGUGUUAGAGUGCCAGUGUUGGAGUGCCAGUGUUAGAGUACCAGUAAUAGAGUGCCAGUGUUGGAGUGCCAGUGUUGGAGUGCUAGUGUUGGAGUGCCAGUGUAAGAGCGCCAGUGGUUUGGUAGACCGGCGUGCUUUGAAACAAUUUAUCGAGAAUCUGUAUGCAAAGAACACUUUAAAUAUCAAAAUAUGUCAUUCUGCAUAUGUAGUGGGUCCCAACAAAAUAAGAAACAUUUUUAUUUUUUGUUAUUUCCCAGAAUUUCUAGGAAUAUGAAAUAUUUUUUAAAAUGAUUAUUUCGUUCCAACAAAGGGGGUAGGGGCCCCGGAUUGGGGUUGGGGGGGGCGAAUUACGGCAAUAAUACUUGGAUCAACGGAUGUCAAGGUUUACACACUUUAAGCAUAUGUUCCUGUUGUUUAAAUAAUUCUUCUUUUUCGAUAAAUUACAGAUGAAAAAUUCGAAAUUAAAAAAUUGAAAUUAAAUAUAUAUUUAUAGACAUAUAAACAAGAAUUUCAAAGACGAGUUUAAGCGCAAUAAUAAGUGGAAAGUAUUUAUUAUUAUGCAUUUUAAAAAAUUAAUUAAGAAAAUAAAUUCUUUUUUAAAUUUUUUUUUAGAAGUUUGUAAUUUAAAAAAAACAAAUUAUUUGUAUAUCCAAACUUCAGUACGGACAUCAAUUCUAUUUACAUUUAUUUCUUUUACGGAUUUCAUCAUUCUCUUUCUUGCCUCAGGAGGUGUCCCCAACAAGGCAGCGUUUUCCUGCGUCACAUCCGCGUCACUCAAGUGAAAAGUUGAGCACGGCUUUACGUGUUGAAGUUUUAGCCGGUGCAAACCAGAGUUUUCUCAAAGUAUUUAUCUUUGUUCCGUUGUUCUGAAAGUAAGAGGAGACAGACAACUACCCAGCUUACCUUACUCAACGGCAUCCAUUACAACGUGUUCAGCCUCGAGUUCUGGAUACAUGAUUUAUACUGUGUCUAGUCCGGCGUCCAUGGCAACCAUGAGCUCAUUCCACCGAGGCUGCCGAAUGGACAAAAUUCGGUUGAUGUUCACCGUAGUGUUUGCCGUCUGUUUGUUCUCGCUGAUCAUCCUGUGCAUGUCCGUGCUCAACGACACUUUGACAAAACUCGAGGUGUACCGCCAGCAGUUCGGUGGCCAGGACUUGGACUUCCAGAGAAAGGUCUUUUGGAACAACCCUGAAAAUUCAGAGGCGUCGGUGUUGAGCGGGGAAGACAACGCCUACGACGUGCCCGACUUUCAAACGGCCUUCGAGAAGGCCGAUAAAGCGGUCCGCAUUGAUAUUCCGGUCAACGAGGUGCAGAUCCGCCGCUUACCGAAUGCAAUCAUCAUCGGCGUGUCCAAGUGUGGAACCAGGGCCCUCUUGGAGUACCUGGACCUGAACCCGUAUGUCAUGGCCGUGCAUCACGAGGUGAACUUCUUCAACAACGACACCCUGUACAAGAGAGGCGUGGAUUGGUACAGAAAUCAGAUGCCGCUGUCGUACUCGAACCAGAUAACGCUGGAAAAAAGUCCCGACUAUUUCGAGUGCAUACAGUGCCCUGCUCGGAUCUACGCCAUGAGCAAGUCAGCCAAGCUGCUCUUGUUGCUCCGAGACCCGGUGGAUCGCCUGAUUUCACAGUACAUGCAAUUUUUGGAUAAAUAUGCCGCGACUUCCCGGAAACUGCCCCCCUUUGAGCAGUGGAUACGCGAUUCUAAGACUGGGGAGAUAAACCUCAAGGUCCCAUCCUUGCGGGUCAGUAUCUAUGCCGAUCAUGUGAACAACUGGUACCAGAGUUUCCCCAAGAAGCAAAUUUUGAUCAUCGAUAGCCACAAACUGACGAAGAACCCUCUCUCAGAGCUCGCCAAAAUCGAAGCGUUCCUGGGCCUCAAGCCGUACCUUUCGACAGACGACAUCUACUUCAACGAGACGAAAGGCUUCCACUGUCUGAGGCAUCGAGCCACGGGGAAAACCCGAUGUCUCGGAGCCACCAAAGGAAGGCCGCACAUCAAAAUCAACAAAGAGACAAUGCAAGCGCUCUAUACGUUUUUUAAUCCCCAUAAUGAACGACUCAAAAAUACGAUUGGUCAUUGGAUGUCAUGGUUUUGAGUGCAUCCAACAAUUUAGUUAGCUUUUAUUUGUUGAUUAAUAAGGACACAUCAUUUUUUUUCUCGUUUGACAUAAUUCAUUUUCUAGCUAAAAUUACAAAAUUGACAUAAAUGACAUAAUGGAAAAUUUUUUUUAGCAGGGGUGUCAACCUCUUCCCCGCACCCCCACCCCCAAAUCCGCCCUGAACCAACUGCUUAACACCUCGCUUGUCUGUAAUUCUAACUGGACCACAGAGCGGCAAGCAUCUGACGCCAACAUCCAUGCAUUCAACUAGUAGCAAUGUUUCUAAUCUUUGUUUCCCCAGGUCAGAAAAUAAAUGAACUUCUUAUUGGGUUAGAGUGGACCUGAUUUACGACCUCCUCAUAUCUCAUUUGUGGCCCACAGGCCGUAGGUUUCCCACCUCUGGUCUCUACCAAUGUGCCAUGGAAUGGGGGGGGGGGAUUUUAGAGUGAAAAGGUCAUUUAAAGGGAAACUACCCUUAAAUUUUGAGUCACAGAGUUCUGCCAUGUUAGACAGAGUAAAAACAAGUUAUCAUCGUCUUAAUGAAAUAUUCCUAAGAAUUUCUCGCUCUGCAUUUCCAACAAUUUAUGACAAACAAAAAAACAAUUCUUUGCCGUAAGAAAAAAAAAUCAGUUAAGACUCCGAAAAACUCAUUUAGAGUGGGAGGCCUUGUUACAUCCCUUCACACUCGCACACACAUGGAGAGACCAACAAGCACAGACACAAAUACAAAAACAGGCACAAGCACAGACACACAAUAAGAACAGAUGGACCAAUGGCGUUUCUAGGGUUUGUGCCGUUCGGGGCGGGAAAAAUAUUUUGCACCCUUUCCCACCCCAGUGGCACAUGCACGAGAACACAGACUUAACCAACACAAACACAACAACGCAAACACACAAUACAGACAAAACGACAUGGACACAUACAAACUUAAAGACAAACAGACACUCACACAGACACUUACACAGACACUCACGCAGAAGCGAAAAACACAGCCACACAUACAAAGGCACACACAUACACACAAUAAACACACAAAAACAGACACACACUUUUCUUCUACAGCGGUUAUUAAAGAUGCACGUCAAAUAAUCCAUUAUUCGAUUAAAUUAGCCCAUAAAAACUAUUUUUAAAAAAAAAAACCCUUACAGUGUAGUUAUGUUCUGCCAGUCGAUGUUUGAAUUCGCACUUAAUUUCCCAACGCCUUUUUAUUCAAACACAUGUGAGUAUUUUAGAACUGUAACAAGGAGUGACUUUUUUGUUGCUUAAUGAAGUAGGAGGUUUUGAUCUCAAAGUCUAACAAUGUUUUUUUUUUUUUUUUUGAAAUGUGUUUUAUUAUAAAUAAUACCGUUAAGUUGGAACAAAAAUGUUUUGUGUUUCGAGUAACCUAUAGGAAAGGCUUGAACUAUAACUAUAAGCAUAAUAACAUGUGAGUAUUUUAGAACUGUAACAAGGAGUGACUUUUUUGUUGCUUAAUGAAGUAGGAGGUUUUGAUCUCAAAGUCUAACAAUGUUUUUUUUUUUUUUUUUGAAAUGUGUUAUAUUAUAAAUAAUACCGUUAAGUUGGAACAAAAAUGUGUUGUGUUUCGAGUAACCUAUAGGAAAGGCUUGAACUAUAACUAUAAGCAUAAUUUUAUGAAGAACUGAAUGCGUCAAGUUAACUGAAUAUUCAUUUAUUUAAUUCAAAAUUAUAUUCCAUUUGUAUUCCUAUAAUUUCAAUACGCAUUAAAACCCGACCAUUUUAUGAUUUGUAUGCAUAUCCUCCUCAAAUCUUUAAAACCAAACUGUAACUACUUAAACAUUUAGGGAGCAUCGCCAAGGCCAUUGUGUUUCUGGAAAACCUGUUGUUACAGAAUGAGGGACA